AUGGCGAGCUUCGGGACUGAUGCUGAGCAGGAACCUCUUUUAGGAGACCGCACACCCGGAAGCAGAGAAUGGGAUGUUAUAGAAACUGAAGAGCAUCAUAAGGCACGAUGGAGAUCUAUAAGGAUUCUGUAUCUUACUAUGUUUCUCAGCAGUAUAGGGUUUUCUAUUGUGAUAAUGUCAAUAUGGCCAUAUCUCCAAAAGAUUGAUCAGACAGCUGAUGCAAGUUUUCUGGGCUGGGUUAUUGCUUCAUUUAGUCUUGGCCAAAUGGUAGCUUCACCUAUAUUUGGUUUAUGGUCUAAUUAUAGACCCAGAAAAGAACCUCUUAUUAUCUCCAUCUUCAUUUCGGUGGCAGCCAACUGCCUCUAUGCAUAUGUCCACAUCCCAGCUUCUCAUAAUAAAUAUUACAUGUUGGCUGCUCGUGGAUUGGUGGGAUUUGGAGCAGGAAAUGUAGCGGUUGUUAGAUCAUAUAUUGCUGGUGCUACUUCCCUUCAGGAAAGAACAAGUGCCAUGGCAAACACAAGUGCAUGUCAAGCAUUAGGUUUCAUUCUUGGUCCAGUUUUUCAGACUUGUUUUGCACUCAUUGGUGAAAAGGGCGUGACAUGGGAUGCUGUUGAUCUGCAGAUAAACAUGUAUACAGCACCAGUUUUACUUGGCGCCUUCUUGGGAAUUCUAAAUAUUAUUCUGAUCCUUACUAUAUUAAGGGAAUAUCGCGUGGAUGAUUUAGGACGACAGUGUAAAAACAUUAAUUUUGAAGAAGCAAGUACAGAUGAUGCUCAGAUCCCCCAAGGAAACAUUGAUCAAGUUGCUGUUGUGGCCACUAAUGUUCUAUUUUUUGUGGUUCUAUUUAUCUUUGCCCUUUUUGAAACCAUCGUUACUCCAUUAACAAUGGAUAUGUAUGCCUGGACAAGAGAACAAGCUGUUUUAUAUGAUGGAAUAAUACUUGCUGCUCUUGGAAUUGAAGCAGUUCUUAUUUUCAUGGGGAUUAAAUUACUUUCCAAAAAGAUUGGCGAGCGUGCUAUUCUACUGGGAGGACUCAUCGUUGUAUGGGUUGGCUUCUUUAUCUUGUUACCUUGGGGAAAUCAGUUCCCCAAAAUACAUUGGGAAGAUUUACAUAAUAAUUCAAUCCCUAAUGCCACGUUUGGGAAAAUUAUUACUACUUUCUGGAUAUUUUCAAAAGAAGAUCACUAUGGUGGAGGACCAGUUGGCUGCCCAGUUGAACAAACUUGGUGCUUGUACACCCCUGUGAUCCAUCUGGCCCAGUUCCUCACAUCUGCCAUCCUAAUUGGAAUAGGCUAUCCAGCCUGCAAUGUUAUGUCCUAUACAUUAUAUUCAAAAAUUCUAGGACCAAAACCUCAGGGGGCGUACAUGGGCUGGUUAACAGCUUCUGGAAGUGGAGCUCGGAUUCUUGGACCCAUGUUCAUCAGCCAAGUAUAUAGUUACUGGGGACCACGAUGGGCAUUCAGUCUUGUGUGUGGAAUAGUGUUACUUGCCAUCACUCUCCUGGGAGUGGUUUACGAAAGACUUGUUGCUUUCUCUUUAAGACAUGGGAGGAUUCAAGAGUCAACUAGCUAAGACUGUGAUGAAAAAGUACUUGCUGCCUGGAACUUUCUAGUCUAAGGCUUUGCUAGAAUAUUACUAUAAGCCAGCCUCCAAAGGCCAGACUGUGAAUACUGAAUAUCUUGAAUAACAAGAAUAUAUACUGAGUAACAGGGAAUUUUAUGUGUAAUUAUGAAUACUAAGAUAAUAUGAAAAUAUUGUAUCAUAAAUUC
Orycteropus afer afer is the source of this 1769-nucleotide messenger RNA. It is a transcript of the gene MFSD8, whose product is annotated as major facilitator superfamily domain containing 8. The record is from RefSeq and is a predicted model, not a curated record. NCBI's taxonomy places the organism in Eukaryota, Metazoa, Chordata, Mammalia, Tubulidentata, Orycteropodidae. Gene Ontology annotation, cellular component: lysosomal membrane. Gene Ontology annotation, molecular function: transmembrane transporter activity. Gene Ontology annotation, biological process: transmembrane transport.